This is a messenger RNA of Trichomycterus rosablanca, 399 nucleotides long. RefSeq names its product RNA polymerase II, I and III subunit K (gene polr2k). NCBI's taxonomy places the organism in Eukaryota, Metazoa, Chordata, Actinopteri, Siluriformes, Trichomycteridae. The coding region runs from base 19 to 249 and encodes 76 amino acids. The transcript is spliced from 4 exons. Gene Ontology annotation, biological process: DNA-templated transcription. Gene Ontology annotation, cellular component: RNA polymerase II, core complex; RNA polymerase III complex; RNA polymerase I complex. Gene Ontology annotation, molecular function: zinc ion binding; DNA binding. The record is from RefSeq and is a predicted model, not a curated record.
CUCGGAACGCUACUGCGCAUGCGCGAACGGAAAUGCGCAACGAUACUCGUAAUUCAAACGUUUGUUGUUGAAAUGGAUCCUCAGAAAGAUUCACAGCCUCCCAAACAGCAGCCCAUGGUCUACAUCUGUGGAGAGUGUCACACAGAGAACGAGAUCAAGGCCCGAGAUCCCAUCAGGUGUAGAGAGUGUGGAUACAGAAUCAUGUACAAGAAGAGAACGAAGAGGCUGGUUGUGUUCGAUGCCCGAUGACGACUCUUCACCAGAUCCGGAGUCGCCACGCACGGUGUUUUGGAUUAUAAAAUUGAGUGCAGUAAAAUCUGCUGUGUGUGUGUGUGUGUGUGUGUGUGUGUGUGUGUGUGUUUCUGUGUGUGUGAAUAAAAAGUGUGAUGAUAAUUAAAA